AUGACGCAAACCUUCCACUAUGAUUCCAAUUUUUGGAGCAACCAAGAGGCAUUCAACCCAGCAGCGGGUGAAACUGGUUUUGACACACAGGAGACCAAGCUACCAACCUACUGGAGCAAACCAUUUUCCAAGAUCUGUCUCGGCAUGAAGAUCCCUGGCGAGGAAAGAACGAAUUUUAUCACUCUCGACCAGAGCGCUGAGUCACUGCACUCACUGAUAGCUGACGGGCAAUUCCGCCCCACAUCAGUGGGCCGUGACACGUGGAAGAGUCUGCUUGGUUCCCAAGGCUCCUUGCAGCCCAACUGUAACAGAGAAGGGUUCAACGUAGAGAGCGACUCACAGAAUUUUCCUAAGGCGAGAAUCGGUAUCAUUGGUAACAACGAACCUGAGUGCGUAAGCUGUGACUCCAGAAUCGGGUUUGGUUCAGGUGGGAACCCUGAUGACACCAACACGUGUGGCAUUAAUGCGCGAGCCGCACCAGAUAAUGGAGACAAGCACAUCAAAGUCAUGGGAUACAUAUUGGUUCAGUGACAUUGCUUUACACACCACCUGUCUUUCCUGUCUCGUUGUGGUCUUUACAUCAUCAAUCUGUAUUGUUAGUGAUUAAAAGUGAAAUGAUCUCGAUAAAAGAAAACAAACAAACAAACAAACAAACAAACAAACAAAAAACAGUUAUAAAUAAGUUAUAAUAAUGCAUUGUAGGAAUCACCAUCUAUCGGAAAGCAUCACGCCAGGUAACUAAAUUUGUUCCAUGUUGAAAUCAUCGUUUUGUGAGUUAUGAUGACAAGCUGUUAGAGAAAACCGAUCCAACCGAUAAACGUGUGGUUUAGAGUAAUAUAUCCAAUGUUCUGGAUCAUUCGUUCACGCAGCUACCCGUUGAAACCUAACUCCGAAUCUGCCAACGAGAAAUCUCGCCACUGAUCGUGCAAAGGAAGGGUGUGUGGAUUUCUUGGGGUGUUCUCUGUUCGACGAUGUGCUGACACAGGCUGUCUGUAUUAUGGUCGCAUGUCGGUAAAAAUGUGACGUAACAAUGGGCGGAAAUCAAGAGACUGAAGAGACUAUGAUCAUAGUCUCUUAGUGGAAACAAAGAAGUUUUGUUCUUGUUGCUACUUAAGAAAAUAAUAUGUCUAACGGGUUAUGUUAUGGGGACUCCAGUCUGACUUAAGAGUUAUUUUCUUAGAAUGUCGAGAAUCGAAAGAUGGUGACGAAAAAAACGAUUUUGUUUGUUUCGUUUACUUCGCCAAAACAUACCUUUGAGUGAAUGUGUUUAAGGAAAAUAGUUUUAAGUUCCAUUGAUUGUUUUUACAGGCAACAUUUAAAAAAAGUUUGAAAUUUGCACAUAAAGGCAGUUUUCGAGGCUUAAAAUGUUCAAAGUUUCACGCUUCUUUACGAAAACAGCGGGGCGUAAGAACAAUUCUAUGAAAAUUAACGAAGCUUAGCACAAAUAUUAUUUCACUCUUAUACUUUAAAAUCGUAUAAUAAGUUUCUUGAAGUUUUGUUUGUAGUUUUUUUAGCUAACGUAUUUGUGUAGCCGCAAUUUGUGUCUCUUGGCGAGGGAAAAACAACUUUUAACUUUGACGAGAAAUGGCCUCUAUCUGGUAUACACCAUUUGGUCAAAAUAUCAAGGAAACCUUGAUUAUUGUAGAACUAAAAUUUUUCGUGUGAGCGGAACAUUAAAUUACAUAUGUGAUGCAUACUUGCGUACACCGGGUUUAAUAGUGGGGCUUUGCUACAUGGAACUAUGCUAUGAAAGUUACUGACAGAAUAAAAGAAGAGGGGAAAAGAUGAAGUAGUGAAUAACUAAUCAGUGAGCAAACGAACGAAGGUACGAACAAGCGAACCAAAAAAGAAGGAAUGAAUGGAUGAACAAACGAACAAAUGAGCGAAUGGAAGAAUUGCUUCUUAUUAGUUUUUUUUUAGCUACGUUACGUUUUAAACUCUUUACCCUUAGGUUAAAAGGCCCUGAAAGCAGUCAUCAGGUUUUCAUAUUUCUAUGGCAACUCGAUUGUCUCUUGAAAAUAAUAACCACAAAAAAAUUUUUGUCAAUUUUAACACUUUCGUGAUUUGUUUUCCUGUACUAUUCAAUCAGUUUCUAGUAUUCAUUAGAGUGAAAUAAUAAUAAACUACUAAAUGAUUUAUGUGUGCUACUGAUGGUUUGCUCAGUCUUUAGGCUCUUACAUCUUUAUUGGCGAGUAGAACAGUUUUGAAAGUCGCCUUGGUAGCAGGCCGUAAUACAAAACUCUUUUAAGGGUUGUGAUCGAGGCUAAGUCAGAGUCGCUGUUUUUAUGUAGGCCUUUAAGUCAGUAUGUAAUAUUUUGACAAACAUCAAAACAAAUACUUCGCGCGACUCCAUGCUGCCUCUUUGCAAAUUAAUCAGCAUUGAGCGUUUGACCCAUAAUCUUUACGUUUUAUCUAUUUCGCAUGGUCCUUACCUUAUUUCCUCUUCUUAAUCUCACAAGCUUUCGGAUUUUUGUUUUUUUGUUUUUACAUUUCAAUGUGGAUCGAUCUUUUUUAACAUUUUAUGAAAACCAUGAAAAGCUUAUCAUGAAACUCAGCUAGGAACAUUGAGUUGAGUAGUUGAAUUCCUAUGUUAAGUAACUGAUCCUGGAACGCACUGUGUUUUUAAAUUACUUGAUGACCACAUAAAUUAGACUUCAUUCAUAAAUUAAUGCCGUGAAGGUUCACUUGAACAAAGCAA
Orbicella faveolata is the source of this 2698-nucleotide messenger RNA. RefSeq lists its product as uncharacterized. Lineage: Eukaryota; Metazoa; Cnidaria; Anthozoa; Scleractinia; Merulinidae. The record is from RefSeq and is a predicted model, not a curated record.